Messenger RNA from Paecilomyces variotii, 1711 nucleotides. RefSeq lists its product as hypothetical. The record is from RefSeq and is a predicted model, not a curated record. The transcript has 2 exons. Gene Ontology annotation, biological process: transcription initiation at RNA polymerase I promoter; nucleolar large rRNA transcription by RNA polymerase I. Gene Ontology annotation, molecular function: TBP-class protein binding; RNA polymerase I general transcription initiation factor activity; RNA polymerase I core promoter sequence-specific DNA binding. The coding region runs from base 179 to 1498 and encodes 439 amino acids. Gene Ontology annotation, cellular component: RNA polymerase I core factor complex. NCBI's taxonomy places the organism in Eukaryota, Fungi, Ascomycota, Eurotiomycetes, Eurotiales, Thermoascaceae.
UUUGUCAGGCUUUUGGAUCGGUGAGUGUUGGGGAUCAGAGCGCUUCUAAUGACCGCCUAUUUUGCCGAUCAUCGCUUAUGCCGUCUUUUGCUACAGUGCACUAUCAGAGUCGUCCACUACCCGGUUAGGGAAAACACUACCUGAGGCAGCUUUCUGUUGAGACACUUGGGAACUGCACAUGAAGACACCAACCCCUUCCGCAUCAUUCUUCUCGUUGCCUCUCGCCCCAUGGCAGCAGCCCCAGAGUGUACGGGCGGCUAGAUAUGAGCCCAGGAAACGAAGGAGAGGAUUGGAUGAUUGGGGCGAUGAAGAUGAUCGCGAUGGAGAGACCACCGAUGCGGGGUCAGUAUCAGAGGCGCCUGCAACAGGGCCAUCGUUAGUCCUCUCGCCAGAUGAGGCUCAUCAGUACCGGAUCGCUGGCCUCUCGUUCGAUAGAGAACUUCCCGGGGGCAAUUUCCCUCAUGCGCCGGCGAAGGAAGAGCCUCUCGAACGGACCACGGAGAAAAGCGUCCUCAAGGAAUUGGCAGCUAUGUCACCCCCGCUUUACAUUCCACAGUCUCCAGCACAGCGGGGUAAUCUGCGGUUUCAACAUCUGGCAGUCAUGACGGCCAUAUUGCACCGAUGUCUGCUAGAAGGCGAUUUCGUACGCGCCGGAAGGGCAUGGGGUCUACUUCUUCGAGAGGAGGUUGGAGGGCAUCCGGUCGAUGUGCGCCAAGAAGGUAGAUGGGGAAUCGGUGCAGAGAUACUUCUUCGUCGCGAUCUGCAGAUAUCUCAACGAGCUCCUGGUGUCGCUGACGGGGAGGAGAAUCAGACUGCCAGAGGAGGCCCUAAGGCUCUGUUUACGAGGAAAGGGUUCGAGGAUGCCAAGAAGUACUAUGAACGGCUUAUACUCCAAUAUCCAUAUCGGAAAGCCGCCCCCAAUGCCAUCAGCUCGAUAACUUUCUAUCCCGCCAUGUUUGGUCUCUGGAUCUAUGUGGUACAGGAAGAGAGCAAUGUGGCUAGGGAAACGUUGCAGCUCGCGGACGAAAAUUCAUCUGAAAGCUUAUCUGAUGAUGAGGAUACCGUGUCAAGAUCCGAUCUCGCAAAGUCCGGUGAGGGGAGACAGAAGCGUGUUCUCGCUGCCAGGGCCAGUGAGCUGGAGGAAGCGAAACAAAUUGCGGCACGCAUGGAUGAACUUAUGGUGUCUCCCCCCUACUCAGAUAGCCCGGAGCUUUUGAGACUACGUGGAAUGGUGUCCCUCUGGAUUGGCGAUUUGUUCGUCGCGUCCGUAUCACAUGAGGAGAGGGAAAGGGAUGUCUCUACUGAUAGGGAAUCCGUCCCGAUCGACGAAUCGCCCGAGGCAAUCCUUGCCAGACGUGAGAUGAGAUUGGCAAUGGAGAAGAGAGAUACAGAAGUGGAAAAAUCGAAGGAGUGGUUUGAGAAGGCUAGGCUACGGAGCAAGGGUGUAACAAGUUCGCUUGCUGAUUUCCAUAUUCGUGAUACCCCGCCGUUAGGCUAACACGCCAAGGCAUUGUUUUGUUUUUCUUAUACACAGCCUGGAAUCUAAGUGAAGAGCCUUGUGGGUUCAACCUAGGCUCCGAUCGUGUGUCUUCGUGAUACGGAUAAAUUCGUGAUUAGAAGCGCUCAAACUGCAAUCGGAGCGUAGAAAAUAUACCCUUUUGACGAAAGCCCGUCGACAUAGCAACGUAGAUUAAACCUGGCGAAAUAGAUA